This is a messenger RNA of Lobosporangium transversale, 826 nucleotides long. RefSeq names its product succinate dehydrogenase cytochrome b560 subunit. Gene Ontology annotation, biological process: tricarboxylic acid cycle; mitochondrial electron transport, succinate to ubiquinone. NCBI's taxonomy places the organism in Eukaryota, Fungi, Mortierellomycota, Mortierellomycetes, Mortierellales, Mortierellaceae. Gene Ontology annotation, cellular component: membrane. The transcript has 4 exons. Gene Ontology annotation, molecular function: electron transfer activity; succinate dehydrogenase activity. The record is from RefSeq and is a predicted model, not a curated record. Bases 160 to 705 code for a protein of 181 amino acids.
CUCUGUGGUCUUCGGGUGUAAGACGACCGGACCUCGGACAUUUCAGCAAUCAAUCACAUCAGCCUCUCUUCAUUCCCUGUCCCUUCACUUCGGCUUCCUUCCACUCCACUCCCACUCCACUCCACUCCAUUCUACAUAUUCCUUUUCUUUCUGUUCAAUAUGUUCGCUCCUCGUCUUGCUGCUCCUCUCAGGACUGUUGGUCCCGCAGCUAUUGCCAAGAAUGUCAUUACAAAGACUCGCGUCAUGGCUCCUGUUGGCACUAGAAUUUUGUCUACCUCUCAAUCAAACCAAAAAGAGGUUACUGUCGCUCCUCUCAUUGAACAGCGCAAGAACCGCCCUCUUUCCCCUCACAUGACCAUCUACCAGCCCCAAUUGACAUGGUACAUGUCAGGAUUCCACCGUUUCACUGGCGGUGCUCUCGCUGUUGGAUUCUACGGAGGAGCUAUCGCUUAUGCUGUUGCGCCUAUGGUUGGUCUUGGAUUCGAUACCGCCACUAUCACCUCGACCAUCGCCACACUUCCCGUUGCGGCCAAAGUCCUUGGCAAGCUCGUCAUUGCUUUCCCUUUCACUUUCCACUCAUUCAAUGGAAUGCGCCACUUACUCUGGGACACCACCAAGGGAUUGACUCUCAAGGGUGUUUAUACUACCGGCUACACCGUCUUAGGUUUGAGCACAGUCUCAGCUCUUGCUUUGGCCCUCAUAUAAAGAAUACACUAAGUUUACAGAGGAUUCGAUAAUGAUUCGCAGAUGCUGGAGAUAAAGAGUAGAACGAUCUGGGCCUGAAUGUCAAUAAAAACAAAUACGACAUUUUUUUUUUUUACAUGUA